Messenger RNA from Mustela erminea (ermine), 1251 nucleotides. Its product is annotated as mortality factor 4-like protein 2. NCBI's taxonomy places the organism in Eukaryota, Metazoa, Chordata, Mammalia, Carnivora, Mustelidae. Gene Ontology annotation, biological process: regulation of DNA-templated transcription; chromatin organization. Gene Ontology annotation, cellular component: nucleus; NuA4 histone acetyltransferase complex. The record is from RefSeq and is a predicted model, not a curated record.
AGAUCUGCUCCUGAUGGCAGAACCCUCCCUGAUUACAGAAACUGGGUUGUGUCCCCAACCUCAUCCUUCCAGACCAUUCCGGGAGAUCUAGGAGGUUCCAUCUGGGAAAACACUAGGAGUUCUUGGAAGGGAAAGAAGGAAGAGGGUUAUUGGUUGGAACAAAACCAGGCUUGAAUGAGUUCCAGAAAGCAGGGUUCUCACACUCAUGGACAACAAUCUGCAGCAGAAGACAACUUUAAAAAACCAGCUAGAAGCAACAGGCAGAGAAGUAAGGUGAGAAGGGCCUCCUCAGGAAAGAAGACUGCUGGUCCACAGCAGAAGAACCUGGAACCGGCUCUCCCCGGGCGGUGGGGCGGUCGCUCUGCAGAGAACCCCCCUUCAGGAUCCGUGAGGAAGACAAGAAAGAACAAGCAGGAGACUCCUGGGAAGGGGGACGGGGGCGGCGCCGCACCCCAGCCACCUCGGAAGAAAAGGGCCCGGGCCGGUCCCACUGUGGAAAGUGAGGAGGCCUUUAAGAGUAGAAUGGAAGUUAAAGUGAAGAUUCCUGAAGAAUUAAAACCAUGGCUUCUUGAGGACGGGGACUUCGUUACCAGGCAGAAGCAGCUCUUUCAACUCCCUGCUAAGAAAAAUGUAGAUGCCAUUCUGGAAGAGCAUGCAAAUUGCAAAAAGUCAUGGGGAAAUGUUGAUAGCCAGGAAUACGCAGUUAAUGAAGUUGUGGCAGGAAUAAAAGAAUAUUUCAAUGUCAUGUUGGGCACUCAGCUGCUCUACAAAUUUGAGAGGCCCCAGGAUGCAGAAACCCUCUUGGUUCACCCUGAUACACCAAUGUCCCAGGUUCAUGGAGCCCCACACCCACUGAGGUUAUUUGUAAGAAUCGGAGCAAUGUUGGCAUAUAUGCCCCUUGAUGAGAAGAGCCUUGCAUUAUUGUUGGGCUAUUUGCAUGAUUUCCUAAAAUAUCUGGCAAAGAAUGCUGCGUCUCUGUUUCCUGCCAGUGAUUACAAAGUGGCUUGGGCUGAGUAUCCCCGCAAAGCCCUGUGAGGGUCUACUGACCGCUCACUGUUACAUCUGGUAUCUGUAAACACACUUUUUGUUCUUAGUCUUUUUCUUGCAUAAUUGAUGUUCUUUAAAAUUGUUAAUGUAUAACAGGGCUUAUGUUUCAGUUUGUUUUCUGUUUUGUUGUAAACAGAAAAUGAAAGGAGUUCAAGCUCCUUUUCUCAUUUCAAAGUUCCUACCAGUGUACGCAGUAAUUAGACA